Momordica charantia (bitter melon) is the source of this 956-nucleotide messenger RNA. The record is from RefSeq and is a predicted model, not a curated record. Lineage: Eukaryota; Viridiplantae; Streptophyta; Magnoliopsida; Cucurbitales; Cucurbitaceae.
UCUCGUAUUUCUUAUUUUCUAUAUGUUCAAGAUGGUGAGACAAGAGACGCCGGAGGCCUUUAUUGCCGAUAUGCUAUUGUUUGUUAAGGUUUUUCUCGUUGCCCUCACUUCUAUGAUGGAUUAUCAUCUUGCAAUUUGGUACGUAAUUGUAUUUACAGGGAUAUACGUUUUUACUCAGCAACCUGUCUUCCAAGGGUCAGGUACCUGUAGUAAGUUAACUCCAUUGCAGCUGGAAACCUUGCUGACUGAGGGGAACAAGUCAAGAUUAUGGCUGGUAGAGUUUCGUGUUUCCUUCUCAGCUGACUGCAUACGUUCUAGUCGAUGCUUGCCUGACCUAUCAGUUACAUAUUCAAACAAACACCUAUCAUUUGGAGUAGUUGAUCUUGGGCUCUUUCCGAAUGUUGCUGAGAAAUUUGGAAUAUCACUUGGUGGAAGUAUGAAUCAACUUCCUUCCUACAUCUUAUUUGAGAAUGCAGCCGAGGUUGCUCGCCUUCCAGAUUUGGAUUUUGAAUUAAAAGCAUACCCUCCAAUAACUAAGGGCAGCUUCCUGAAAAGUCUCUCUGUUAGUCCGCCUUUCUUUCUUCUUAAAGCGAUAUCCUCUAUGGGGACAGUUCAUAGUUCAAAGGAUUUCAGGGGACUAUGAUUUAAAACGCACAUGAACAACGACUUCUUUGUAGACAUUUUGACCUUGAUCGCCGCCUCCUUGAGUAUGUAUAUAAAAAGUAGAAUUAGUUCAUGCUUUAUUCAAGCAGCUUUUCUUUUUUAUUUCACGCUUCACGGGUUCUAUGUAAGAUAUGAGUUGUAUUACAUGUAAAGAAAAUGGAACUCGAUCAUGUAUGGAUUUCAAUUAUGUCUUAUGCCAGAGUUGACUUACAAAUUGCAAGCUCAAUUGUAAACUGGUGAUGAGAUUGCAAUCUCGAGUUUAUAAUUUCAGGCCACUUGAGCACGAGAUUCCA